Molecule: messenger RNA, 2231 nt
Organism: Juglans regia (Persian walnut)
Lineage: Eukaryota; Viridiplantae; Streptophyta; Magnoliopsida; Fagales; Juglandaceae
Product: chaperonin 60 subunit alpha 2, chloroplastic
Exons: 9
Coding region: 80-1852 (590 amino acids)
Biological process (GO): protein refolding
Molecular function (GO): ATP binding; ATP-dependent protein folding chaperone
Source: RefSeq, a predicted model, not a curated record
ACGCCUCAGGCAAUCUUGCUUGCCUAGGCAUUGAGUCGCCCCUGUCCAAAAGCCAGAGCCGUUUUCUUCCCCUUCUCAAAUGUUCGUUUCCUCCUCUUCUCCUUCUCAAAUGUUCGUUUCUCCUUCUCUCUUACCUCAGAAGCCUCUGUUUUCCAACUUUUGUAGGAGCCAAAGGGUAUCUGGGUUAUGGAGAUAUCCCCUGACUGCGAGGAACAGCGUGGUCAGAGCAGGCCCAAAGAGGGUAUCUUUUGGUAGAGAAUGCAGGGAGGCCUUGCAAGCUGGGAUUGAUAAGCUGGCUGAUGCUGUUUCUCUCACCUUAGGACCUAGAGGACGUAAUGUUGUUCUUUCUGAGUCUGGAACGCUAAAAAUAAUAAAUGAUGGUGUUACUAUUGCUCGAUCCAUAGAGCUUUCAGAUGCUGUUGAGAAUGCAGGAGCAACGCUAAUCCAAGAGGUUGCAAGUAAAACGAAUGAUUUGGCUGGUGAUGGUACAACUACUGCAAUUGUUUUGGCUCGAGCAAUGAUCAAAUCUGGGUUGUUGGCUGUUGCUUUUGGGGCUAACCCGAUCUCUUUGAAGAAAGGUAUGGAAAAGACUGUAAAAGAAUUGGUUGAGGUCUUGAAGAAGAAAAGUGUGCCUGUAAAAGGAAGAGAUGAUAUUAAAGCUGUGGCCUCAAUUUCUGCUGGAAAUGAUGAAUUUGUUGGGAACUUAAUUGCUGAAGCUAUAGAAAAGAUUGGCCCUGAUGGAGUAAUCUCUAUAGAGUCAUCUUCAUCAUCUGAGACCUCUGUGAUAAUUGAAGAAGGAAUGAAGAUUGACAAGGGCUACAUGUCACCUCACUUCAUUACCGACCACAACAAAUCAGUAGUGGAGUUCGACAGUGCUAAAGUCCUAGUAACAGAUCAGAAGAUUUCGACUGUGAAAGAAAUUGUUCCUUUAUUGGAAAAGACUACCCAGCUUAGUGUCCCACUGCUAAUCAUUGCAGAGGAUAUCUCUGGGCAAGUACUGGAAACACUGGUGGUGAACAAAAUGCAAGGUUUACUAAAUGUUGCUGUGGUCAAAUGUCCAGGACUUGGAGAAGGAAAGAAAGCUCUGUUGCAAGAUAUUGCACUUAUGACAGGUGCUGAUUUUCUCUCGGGAGACUUGGGUUUGACACUUGAAGGUGCAACCUCGGAUCAGCUUGGCAUUGCACGAAAAGUAAUCAUAACCAGUAAUUCAACAACCAUAGUGGCUGAUCCAACUACUAAGGCUGAAAUUGAGGCAAGAAUUUUGCAGAUCAAGAAGGAUCUAGCAGAAACUGAUAAUGCAUACUUGUCAAGGAAGCUCUCAGAAAGAAUUGCUAAACUAUCUGGCGGAGUGGCUGUGAUUAAGGUAGGAGCACACACUGAGGUGGAACUUGAAGAUCGGAAACUCAGAGUUGAAGAUGCAAAGAAUGCCACAUUUGCUGCCAUGGAUGAAGGAUUAGUGCCUGGUGGUGGUACCACAUAUGUACAUCUCUCAGAGCUGAUUCCCAUCAUAAAGAAUUCUAUGGAAGAUCCAGAUGAGAAGAUUGGUGCAGAGAUUGUGGCUAAGGCGCUCCUUGAACCUGCAAAGUUAAUUGCCACUAAUGCGGGAGUUGAUGGAGACAUUGUUGUAGAGAAGACUAGAAUUUCUGAUUGGAAAACUGGGUACAAUGCAAUGACAGGCAGAUAUGAAGAUCUUCUCAGUGCUGGAGUUGCAGAUCCUUGUCGUGUUUCCAGGUGUGCACUUCAAAAUGCAGUGUCAGUUGCUGGGGUAGUUCUAAGUACCCAAGCUGUAUUGGUGGAGAAAACAAAGAAGCCCAAGCCGCCUAUCCCACUGGUUCCAGGCAUAACUCCUUAAAGCAAGGGAAAAAAGAGGUUAGGCUAGAUAAAAACUGAGAAGGGAUUUUACCAGAAUAUGCCCUAUCGUGUUGGCUCAAGACCAAGCUUGUGAAUGUGAGUUUGCUUGGUUUAUACUUGAGAUGUUGAGGUAGCUUUAGAAGCUGCAAAGAGGCCAGGCAAGUCCACUUUCAAUCUGAGCCUUUGGAUUGCGAGAACAUGAAAUGCCGCAGAUGGAGAAAAGGGAAUGCGUGGAGUAACGGUCAGUCUUCAGUUCCUGUAAACAUCAGUUUGCAUUUUUUGUUGAUAUUUUGUUUUUGGAUUUUUAUGUAAAUUACAAAACGGAAUUUAUGCAUGCAAGAGCAAUGAUGGUGGAAGAAGUUUGUUUUUCUUAUCUCAUA